Messenger RNA from Aspergillus homomorphus CBS 101889, 1461 nucleotides. Its product is annotated as thioesterase family protein. NCBI's taxonomy places the organism in Eukaryota, Fungi, Ascomycota, Eurotiomycetes, Eurotiales, Aspergillaceae. The coding region runs from base 1 to 1461 and encodes 486 amino acids. The transcript is spliced from 7 exons. The record is from RefSeq and is a predicted model, not a curated record.
AUGCCUGGUCUGCCAUCUAUUGUCGUCAUUUCAAAUCCCAGCCAUGCUAGUCGCCCAUGGUUUGUCCUCCAUCUCAGCGCGCCGAACCCCUACAGGUUUAGGGUCAAUCCACUGGUACCAGAGGCCGGCUCUAGACAGACCAAGGCGAUCGGCUACACUUCCUACACUCUUGACGCAGCAAAGUCCCUCUCAGUAGCAACUUUUCCGUAUCAUAUACCACUGGCAUCAGCGAACAAUUCUUCCCUCAUUGAGCUCAGCAUGCCUUCACGGCCCAAACCUAGUAUGUUGGAGGUAGUGUCAUCCGUAGCGCCUGUGCCAGGGACGCGAGGUCAGUUCACCGUCACAAUCACCCGAGACUGGUGCACCCAACAUUCUGUUUUGGGAGGGUUCUCCGCGGCGGUCAUGCUGUCGGCUGGUCGCAAAUUCCUCGAUCAGGAGCUGGGCGCAGGCCGAUAUCCCGACCCAGUGCACGCCUUCGUGCAGUUCCUCCGUGGCGUUCAACCGGGUGAGUCGAUUAUCAGCUGCGGCGUCUUACGGACCUCGUCGCGACAAUGCGUCGUCCGGGUCGAACUGAAACGUGCUACUCCGGAGGCUCCCUCGAGAAGCAGAGACCCUACCGCACCAUCACCACCUCCGCCACCGCACAUGGGCAUCAACACCCUCGGCAUCUUCACCUACGCCAAUAUCCCCCAAGAGCAAGGCCUCACCCAACACCCCCACUACCCCCGCUCAACCAACCCACCACCACCCUUUCCCAACCGCCAAACCGAAUGCAUCCGAAUCGACGACCCCGUCGUCGACGCCACCCCGGUCACCCGCAAGAUGAACUGGGUUGCGCCCCGCUCCGCCAGCGGACUCUGGGGCCAUCGCCUAGGGGGCCACAACAGGGAGGUCUGGCUCUCCUUCCGCGAUGGCAGUCGGUUCUCCGAUAUCGUGCACCUGGCAUAUCUAUCCGACUUACCUCUUCAUCCGCCCGCGACCCAUAUCCCCGAUUUCUACGCCAAGUACGCCAUCUCCACCCUGUGUCUGUCGAUCGAGUUCAAGAGCCGGCCCGCCCCGGCCACGGAAUGGGUGCUGAUCCGCUCCACUUCCAAUCAAGUCGCGCGCGGUCGCUACGAUGUGAGUUUGCAGAUCUAUGAUGAGGCGGGCACCCUUCUUGCGUUGAGCCAGCAUGUGGUGUUUACCGCGGGGUUGAGGCCCCCGCGGGGUGGACAUGACGGCCCAGGGGUGAGCGAGGUAGCGGCAGAAGCUGGCGAGGAAGCUCUGCUGCUGGUUGAAUCCGCGGUUAAGUAUUUAUCGUUGUCUACUAGCCAUGCUGGUUUCGGGAUUUGUAAGGGCCCUGGGCUGUGUUAUAGCGAUUACUCAGGCUACAAAAUGAUGAAUUGUCAUAUAUAUCUCAAGAUGGACUUCGAAUCAUGCAUUAGCAUCGAUGCAGUCUGCGUGCUGAUGGGAUGUGUCUGA